This is a messenger RNA of Phlebotomus argentipes, 2419 nucleotides long. Its product is annotated as PHD finger protein 12. The coding region runs from base 142 to 2298 and encodes 718 amino acids. Gene Ontology annotation, molecular function: transcription corepressor activity; protein binding. NCBI's taxonomy places the organism in Eukaryota, Metazoa, Arthropoda, Insecta, Diptera, Psychodidae. Gene Ontology annotation, cellular component: Sin3-type complex; nucleus. The transcript has 5 exons. Gene Ontology annotation, biological process: negative regulation of transcription by RNA polymerase II. The record is from RefSeq and is a predicted model, not a curated record.
CCAAACUGUCAUUCGAAACGUCACACUGGCCGCUUUUUUGCUGUGGGAAAACAACAAAAAUCGCAUUUUUGAGGGAUUUUCACGUGAAUUUUCCCUGCGGAAAGUGCUCUCCCGGCCUCUGGCACCCCACCCGCCUCCGAGAUGGACUACGAUUUGGACACUUCCGGAGGUCUCAUGCCGGUGAUUCAGGAGCUGAUAAAGCCACCAGACGAGGAGGGCGCGAAGAGUUGCAAGAAAACUCAGCAUCCGUACUACAAACGUCCGGGAAGGGGGCACAAUCACGACUCCUGCGACGCCUGUCGCGAGGGUGGCAAUCUCAUUUGCUGCGACAGGUGUCCGUCGAGCUUCCAUCUGGGUUGUCACGAUCCUCCGCUCACUGAAGAGGACAUUCCGUCUGGCCAGUGGCUCUGCCACACCUGCCGGAUGACCCCAAAGACGACGGUGGAUCGGGGCAGCAAGAGUGAGAGUGCAGCGGAGAACUCCAGGCCGUCAUCGCCUGGCGACGAGGCGAAGGAAGCGCCGCAGAAGCGUCUGUGCAAGCGAAGCAGCUCCAGAGCGUCGGCGUCCAGUGACUCCAGCGUGUCCAGGAAGGUGCUGGAGAUGCGCAAGCUCACGCCCAUGGAGGAGUUGAUUCGUGCCGCGAGUGUACUGAAUCCCAGGCAGUUUGAGUUGCCGCGCGAGCUGGAAAUGCACCAUCAAUUCCCGGGCGAUGACAAGCUGGAGCCGUCCGGGUGUCAGAGGAAUGGGAAUGGCAAGAAGAUCACACGUCGGACGAAACCCCACGAGUUGGACGCCAAUGGAUUGGUUCCUCUGCCCGCCCGGACGUGCUUCACGUGCCGGAAAUCCUGCAAACGCGCUCCGCUCGUCGCCUGUGACUUCUGCCCGCUCUUCUUCCACAUGGACUGUCUGGAUCCGCCUCUGGCCGCCCUGCCGGCCAACGUGUGGAUGUGCCCGAACCACGCGGAGCACUUUGUGGACUGGAAGCUGGUGCAGAGCGACUCGCACAGCGAGAGAAUCAAGCUGUGGAGCAAAUUCACGGGUCCGGUGGAUCAGGAAGUGGUGAAGGCGCAGUUCCUGCGGCGCGCGUACAGCAAAAACCCACCGUUCCGCGUGAAGCUGAAACCGAGGCCGCGCGACGUGGCGCAGAUCCCGGAGAUGAUCGCCUAUCACUACAGCAAUCCGCCGGACUUGCUGCCGUCGCUGCGCAGCGUGAUGCGCUACGAGGCGGUGAAGAUGCGGGCGCAGGAGAGGCUGCAGGAGGACGCGGAGGCGCUGCCGUUGGAGGACGACAAGGAGGAGGUGGCGAUCAAGGAGGAGAAGUGCCAAACGGAGGAUUCCGACACACUUGAGCGCGAACUGAGUCACUUGGAUGGGAAUCUCAUCAAAUUGCUCGCCUAUCAGCGCCUGCAGCAGAUCAUGAGUGAGAAUCCGGAUCUGAUUGGGCGCGUGCACUACAACAAUGUGGCCAAGACGAUCCGGGAGUUGUCGCGAUCGAAUCCGCUGAAAGGCGCGCCGCUGCCCAGUGAAUUGCUCUCGUCCAGCGACAUUGCGCGCAUCGCCAGUCUGUUCGAGUCGCCGCUCAAGGAUGACAAGUCGCGCAUCUGCGAGAUGAUCUACGGCCGCAACUCCGUGCCGCCGCGGCUGCGCGAGCCGCUGGGGCAGGAGAAGAUCCGCGCGCGCGCCGUGCUCACGCCCGUCGGCGACGUGCUGUGCGCCGUGUACAUGCGCUACCGCCGGCUGACGAUCGGCGCCGGCGCCGGCUGCGACCUCGUGCUGGAGAACUUCGGCCGCUGCCGCCAGACGUCGCAGAAGCACGCCGUGAUCUUCUUCGACGACGCCACGCAGCAGUUCGAGCUGCUCAACUACUCCGAGUUCGGCACGGAGGUGAACGGGCAGUUCUUCUCGCUGGACUUCACGGAGCGGCCGCAGGGCGAGGAGGCGCGCCGCGGCUCGCCGGAGCCGCUGGACGAGAGCAAGCGCAAGGCCAAGCGCCGGAAGAAGCACAAAAAGGAGGCGGACAAGGAGCCGGAGAAGGAGAUGAACGGCGUGGACAUCGAGAGUCUCGUGCGCAACGUCAUCGACCGGAAGCGAGGCAUCAAGAGAAUCGAGCUCACGGUGGACAAGAGCGCGAGCAUGGCGGCGCCGGAGCAGUUUCCGUGCAACUGCGCGAGUCGCUUGCCGCUGACGGCGGGCUGGGAAGGAUCUGCGAUCCUGAAGCACGGCUAUUUGCUGCGCUUCGGCUGUCUGGCCUUCGUCUUCUCCGUGAUCGACGAGGCGCCGCUGGACGCCGUGGAUUGAGGCGCCGCCGGCGCUGCAUGCUAGCUAAAUCGGAUUGUAGGUGAAGUUUAGGAUUAAGUCCUGUUCAAAAAACUGUACGUUAAAUUGUCCCUCUUUUGCCAAUAAAUAUUCCUCUGUGAGA